AAUUUAGUACUGUCCCUAGCGUCUCCACUGAAUUCUACGCCCUUGGUAUUUACAUUUAUCAGAAGUAUUACGCAGUGAGUCACACAGGACACGCCCUUGCAGCCUGAUUCAUUCCGUAGGUAAGUCGCUAUAUAAUGUCGCUGUGAAGAAGUUAAGGGCUUUACAACAGCAGCAGGUGCGCUCACUGUUCAUCUAAGGUUAGUCAUGUCGCGCGCCUCCAUCGCACCGCCGAACUUCUCAUGGGUCGAGCCUCAGAAACUCGCCGGACUGGCCUGUCCUUCAGAAACUCCGCAUUAUAAGUUCCUGGUGGACAACGGCAUUAAACACCUGGUGUGCCUGCUAGAAUCCAAACCACCGAAAUACGACACCUGUCCAGAGCUCAUCCUGCAUCACAUCAGCAUAGUGGACUUCACUCCGCCGAGUCUCUCUCAAAUCCUGAGAUUCCUGAGCAUCGUGGAGGAGGCCAGUGCUAAAGGGGAGGGCGUUGCGGUUCACUGUAUGCAUGGUCAUGGCAGGACGGGGACCAUGCUGGCCUGCUACCUGGUGAAAACAAGGAACAUCUCAGGUCUGGAAGCCAUCAAGGAAAUCCGACGACUCCGAAAAGGAUCCAUUGAGACAAAAGAGCAGGAGAAAGCAGUGAUAGAGUUUCAUAAAUACAUUCAAAACUGUUCUCAGAACUGUUGUCAGAAACAUUAAAUCCACACCCACAAUUGUCUGUACAUUGACAGCUGUCUGUGAUCCAUGUUUGUGAACUGAUCCUCACGUCAGUAAUGUAAAACAAACAAAAAAAAGUGUUGUGAGCAGACAAAAUGUGUCAUACGCCCACAGAGAAUUCAGAUGACAAAACAAGUGCUUUGUGUAACCUCACCUACUCUUUAAGUAACCAGUGAUAUGGGUGUGUUGGGUAACACAAUUUGAAUCUCUGCUCCUACUGUUUAUAAUAGAAUUCUAAAUGUAUUUUGAAUUCUAAACAGAAUGCAAUGUCAAUAAUGCUUGUUUGUAUUCAGAUCUAUCCACCUUUUGUCUUUCAACACAGAAGAAAGCCUAUGGGUGAGACAUCCAGUUCAUUAAGUGCUAUAGGGAAAUAAUGAGAAUAACAAAGUGCUGUAAAUGGUAAAACUGUUUACACUACAAACCAGUGUGUUCAUAAUUAAGAUAAUACAUUAAAAAUAUGGUAAGACACCAAUUUGCGAUAUCAAGCAGCAAAACGACCUGGACCCGGAUGAGACCGGAAACCAGACCCAUAAAAUUUACAAAUGAAAAAAAAGUGGAUAGAUUUUUCAAAAAUGCAUUAAAAGUGAAAUUAAUUGACAAUGACUUGAUUUAACCCUUUUUAACGUUUUC
Molecule: messenger RNA, 1344 nt
Organism: Labeo rohita (rohu)
Lineage: Eukaryota; Metazoa; Chordata; Actinopteri; Cypriniformes; Cyprinidae
Gene: dusp23a
Product: dual specificity phosphatase 23a
Exons: 2
Coding region: 205-696 (163 amino acids)
Biological process (GO): protein dephosphorylation; cilium assembly
Molecular function (GO): protein tyrosine/serine/threonine phosphatase activity
Source: RefSeq, a predicted model, not a curated record